AGAAACCAUUUGAAGCAGAAUCCUAACCAUGCAUCAUAGAGAAAUACCCUUGACACUUUUGAUACUUAUGUUUAUAAGCACCUCAGAAGAAAUUUGCAUCUCACGUCAUCACAUUACUGCAGUUGAAGGGGAACCUUUCUAUCUGAAAUGUUGCCCAUCUUCAUCUGAGCAUAAGAACAAAACCGCCACCAUAAAAUGGUACAAAAAUGAAUCACAUGGACCCACUGAGCUGCGCUCUGGUGGUUCACCCAGGAUUAUUUUGCAUGAUUAUGUUUUGGAGUUUUGGCCUGUUGAGAUGGAUGAUAGUGGAUCUUACUCUUGCCAAAUGGGUUGUGAAAUUUCUCACUGUGCUGAACUGAAAAGAGAGCAGGAUUUGGGCAUCAAUGAAAAUGAUACUCAAGCCUGGAAAUUAAAUGUCAUCAGAAGAAGUAAAAAUAGUUGUUUUACUGAGAAACAAGUAAUUAGUAAAGUUGUGGAAGUUAAAAAAACUUUGCAGGUGCCCUGUGAAAAUAAUUACUUUCAAAACCUGGCCAACAGAACGUCAUUGUACAAGGACUGUGAAAAGAUAGAUUUCAAUUUUAAUUUAAAUUUAAAGAAGAUUGCAGAGUUUAAAGAUGGGGGAUAUUACACCUGCGUGUUUUUCCUGCAUCAUGCUGGAAAACUAUUUAACGUCACCAAAACCUUCAAUAUUACAAUCAUUGGAGACCAUAGUAGUAUAAUUCCAGCUCUUCUUGGACCAAAGCUUACUCCAGUUAAAGUGGAAUUAGGAAAAGACAUACAGCUCAACUGUUCUGCUUUGCUGAAUGAAAAGGAUGUGGUUUAUUGGAACACCUGGAGAGAAAACGGAAGUGAUCCUAAUGUACAUGAAGAAGAAGGGACGAGAAUUAGGACUCCAGAUGGCAAAUGGCUCGCUUCAAAAACACUGAGAAUUGAGAACGUUAAUGAAAAAAACCUUAACUUUUUGUAUAAUUGCACUGUGGCCAGCAAGGGAGGCACAGACACCAAAAGCUUCAUCUUGCUGAGAAAAGAAGACAUGGCUGACAUCCCAGGCCACGUCUUCACUAGAGGAAUGAUCGUAGCUGCUUUGAUCUCAGUGAGCAUGGUGUGCCUGGUGAUUAUGGGUGUCAUUUACAGAGUUGACUUGGCUCUAUUUUAUAGACAUUUCACGGGACGAGAUGAAACCUUAACAGAUGGAAAAACAUAUGACGCUUUUGUGUCCUACCUAAAAGAAUGUCGGCCAGAGAAUGGAGAGGAGUAUACCUUUGCUGUGGAGAUUCUGCCCAGGGUGUUGGAGAAACAUUUUGGGUAUAAGUUAUGCAUAUUUGAAAGGGAUGUGGUGCCUGGAAGAGCUGUUGUUGAUGAAAUCCAUUCAUUGAUAGAGAAAAGCCGAAGACUGAUCAUUGUCCUCAGUAAAAGUUAUAUGUCUAAUGAAGUCAGAUAUGAACUUGAGAGUGGACUCCAUGAAGCACUAGUGGAAAGGAAAAUUAAAAUCAUCUUAAUUGAAUUUACACCUGUGGGUGACUUCACAUUCUUGCCUCAAUCACUGAAGCUUUUGAAAUCCCACAGAAUUCUGAAGUGGAAAGCAGAGAAAUCUCUGUCUUAUAAUUCAAGGUUCUGGAAGAAUCUUCUUUAUCUCAUGCCUGCAAAAACAGUCAAGCCAUGUGGAGAUGAAUCAGAAGUCUUGCCUGUUCUUUCACAGGCCUGAUCUUCAGAAAAAUCUGAGCAGAAGAAAGAACUCCUGACACUCUGGGGAUUGAGUGUAUGAAACUGUUUAUAACAAAGGGCAUUAUUCAAAUAUUUAACUCUAUGAACAUUCUACUCACAGCUUGAAGAUGAAAUAUCAUUAGGUUGCUGAGGAUAAGACUAAACACUGAGCUGUGGUCAUGGACUCCCAGAAGGCCCUGGAAUUCAACAGAAAUGGAUCCCUUCUUUCUCUCUCUUCCCUAACUGGAUGCAGGUGGUCUACUCAAGCCCACAUCCAAGCAACUGUGAGGCUAGACACUAUGUAGAAUAAUUUAUGCCUUAUAAUAAGGGUACAUCUUUAAGAGGUUUUUUUUCUUUUUUUUUUUUUUUGUCUUUCUGCUAUUUCUUUGGGCUGCUCCUGCGGCAU
This is a messenger RNA of Phacochoerus africanus (Common warthog), 2110 nucleotides long. It is a transcript of the gene IL18R1, whose product is annotated as interleukin 18 receptor 1. The record is from RefSeq and is a predicted model, not a curated record. NCBI's taxonomy places the organism in Eukaryota, Metazoa, Chordata, Mammalia, Artiodactyla, Suidae. The transcript has 11 exons. Gene Ontology annotation, molecular function: interleukin-18 binding; interleukin-1 receptor activity; interleukin-18 receptor activity. Gene Ontology annotation, biological process: positive regulation of type II interferon production; interleukin-18-mediated signaling pathway. The coding region runs from base 29 to 1705 and encodes 558 amino acids.